AUGGACCCAACUAGUGCUCCAAAAGGAUGUGGUGGUGAUGUGAGCUCCAUAUAUUAUAAUCUGUGUGACCUGACAGCAGUAUGGGGCAUCGUAGUGGAAGCUGUUGCUGCUGUUGGUGUGCUGACUGCCUUUAUCUUGUUCGUCAUUCUCAUGGCUAGCUUACCGUUUGUGACAGACAAGAAGAGAAAGGGUAUGGUGGGCCUGCAGGCCAGCAUUUUAGUUUUCACACUGGGUCUGUUUGGACUUAGUUUUGCCUUUAUUGUGGAGCAGUAUUCUACUACCUGUGCUGCACGGAGGUACCUGUUUGGAGUACUGUUCUCAGGCUGUCUGGCCUGCCUGGUGAUGCAUGGGCUGUGGCUUGCCCUGCUGCAAAGGGGAGGCCAGGGGCCCAGGAGCUGGAUGUUAUGGCUGGGAGCCCUGGCUCUUUGGCUUGUCGAGGUGAUCAUCAACACCGAGUGGCUUGUCAUUACUGUGGCCAGGAGCCCACUCAGAGGUGUUCCUGACCUGGCCUGCAGCUUUGUCAGCCGGGACUUUGUGAUGGCCCUUAUAUAUGUAAUGGUUCUGAUAGCAGCUGUGGUGCUAACGUCUGUGCCCUCACUAACACACAAGCAAAAGCACUGGCGCCGUGAUGGAGCCUUUAUUCUGGUCACAGGAGUCCUCACUUUGGCACUUUGGAUAGCUUGGAUUGUCAUGUACAUCUAUGGGAACCGAGCACUUGAUAAUUCCAGCUGGGACGAUCCGACUAUGGCUAUAGCCGUGGUGUCAAAUGCCUGGGUGUUCCUCUUGUUCUAUGCAAUUCCAGAAAUCUGUUUAUUGACCCAGGAGGACCCAAACAAGGAACAACCCGAUGGGGAAGAAGUCUAUCCUGCUAGAAGCCUGGUUUACGACAACAUUCUGAAGGAGCCACAGCCCACCCCGCAGCAUGUCUACGUAGAAAAUAAAGCCUUUUCUAUGGAUGAACCAGAAUCCACAAAUCCAGCGUCUCCAUAUGGGGUUUACAAUGGUCAGGCACGAAGUUGUUUAUACCAGCCCACUGAAAUAGCCUUGAUUGCCAAAGGUCUGACAAGGAAGGACCAAGACUCAGGGAUACUUCGAACCACACCUGGCCCUUUGAAUAUGGGGAGCUGCAGCUCCCAGUCGUGCUCAGUGGAUUCCUAAACAUCUUCAGGACUAUCAUAAGUUAGCAGCCCGAGCCGAGCACAUUGCACUGAGCUUUUCCAUCUCACAGCUCCAAGAAUCAGAUAUUUUAUAUCUCUGUUUUCUCUUAAGCAAUAACAGAGUGAAUGUCCAGUAAUAUUCAGUAUAUGACUGCUUAGUUUCCAUUAAUGCUUAUGCAAUGCUUGCUCUAUGUACAUCAAAAUCACACAUUAUAAUAAUGAUGCAAACCACACUGGGCUUACAGAGGAAAGAUUAUAUAGUGAAAUACAACAAAUACAAGAUAUGUGUGUAUAUAUAUAUAAACAAAUUCUAACACGUUCACACAUAUAUGUGUGUGUAUGCGUUAGAAUUUGUUCAUGAU
Molecule: messenger RNA, 1519 nt
Organism: Neolamprologus brichardi
Lineage: Eukaryota; Metazoa; Chordata; Actinopteri; Cichliformes; Cichlidae
Product: G protein-coupled receptor family C group 5 member C-like
Biological process (GO): G protein-coupled receptor signaling pathway
Cellular component (GO): signaling receptor complex; intracellular membrane-bounded organelle; plasma membrane
Molecular function (GO): G protein-coupled receptor activity; protein kinase activator activity
Source: RefSeq, a predicted model, not a curated record